AUGGCCGCGCCCAGUCUCGAUGAUUUUGAGAGCCUGAGGGUGCUCGGAAAGGGGAGCUAUGGCAAGGUGUACUUGGUUCGGCGCAAGAACUCGCCCAGCAUGGAAGUCUUUGCAAUGAAAAUGCUUCGCAAAGAACAUGUCAUGAAUCGCAAUCAGGUCGAGCACACCAAGACGGAGAGGAACGUUCUCGAGCAUGUCAAUCAUCCCUUCAUCGUCUCUCUUCACUACGCGUUCCAGACGCCCAAGAAGCUCUACUUGGUUCUCGAUUACUGUCCUGGUGGAGAGCUCUUCUUCCACCUGAGCCGCGCAGGACGUUUUUCAGAAGGACGAACAAGGUUUUACAUCAGCGAGAUUCUGUUGGCCCUGGAAUACUUGCACAGCCUGAACAUCAUCUUCCGUGAUUUGAAGCCAGAGAAUGUGCUUCUGGAUGCCGAGGGCCAUGCCAAGCUCACGGACUUUGGAUUAAGCAAAGAGGGUAUCACCGACAACUUCUCUGCUCGGACGAUGUGUGGCACCCCGGAGUACUUGGCUCCAGAGUUGUUGGACAAGCGCGGCCACGGCAGGGCAGUCGACUGGUACUCCUUGGGUGCUCUGGCAUAUGAGAUGCAGACGGGUCUCCCCCCAUUCUACACCCAGGACCGCAACCUCCUUUUCGAACGCAUCCGCCGUGCCAACCUGUCCUACCCCUCCCACAUCUCGCCUGUCGCCAAGUCCCUGCUUGAGGGUCUCCUCACACGUCAGCCUGAGUCGCGGCUGGGCGGAGGCCCCCAUGACGGCGCGGAAGUCCGUGCGCACGGCUUCUUCGCCUCGGUGGACUGGAAUGCACUGUACCAGUGCCAGGUGACGCCACCUUUCAAGCCCAAAGUCUCGGGGGCGGGUGAUGUGUCGAACUUUGAGAAGGAGUUUGUUGACAUGCCUGUGGCGAUCUCAGAAGCUGGUCCCGGAGCUCAGGAAGUCCAUUUCGAUGGUUUCACUUAUCGCGGCAAUUGA
Symbiodinium necroappetens is the source of this 990-nucleotide messenger RNA. Lineage: Eukaryota; Dinophyceae; Suessiales; Symbiodiniaceae. The record is from the annotation of a GenBank genome assembly.